AUGUCUGAUGGUUUUCAGAUUAAAUAUUUUCAUAGUCUUCAGGUUGUUGUCUCCUCAUCAAACGAAGAAUCUUCUUCUCUUGUUAUAGGCUGCCUGCUGCCUUUAACAGAUGCUGAGCAACAGCUGAGUGAAAUUAAAGAGACCUGUUAUGAAGGUAAAUCCAAGAAGAUCCAGCUGAGUUGGACACCACAGGUCCGGGCAUCGUGUGAUCAGACUGUCUUUAGCAUCUACAAAGGUGUCAGGACCUUUGACCUCUGUCAGAAGCACAGAUUGCUGAUUACUGGAGGCAUGGAUAAACUUAUACGCCUGUGGAAUCCACAUUAUUCUGGAAAACCAACUGGUAUUUUGAAAGGCCACUCUGCUCCUAUCAUCUCCAUCCGCAUCUCCUCAGAAGACAAUCAAAUCUUCUCUGUCUCAACAGACUGCACUGUGAAAUAUUAG
This is a messenger RNA of Haplochromis burtoni (Burton's mouthbrooder), 441 nucleotides long. RefSeq names its product WD repeat-containing protein 49-like. The coding region runs from base 1 to 441 and encodes 146 amino acids. The record is from RefSeq and is a predicted model, not a curated record. The transcript has 5 exons. Gene Ontology annotation, molecular function: protein binding. Lineage: Eukaryota; Metazoa; Chordata; Actinopteri; Cichliformes; Cichlidae.